AUGAUCAACAUCCGAAAAACUCACCCACUAAUAAAAAUCGUAAACAACGCACUCAUUGACCUCCCAACUCCAUCAAACAUCUCAUCAUGAUGAAACUUUGGAUCCCUCCUAGGCACUUGCUUAGCUCUACAAAUCUUAACAGGCCUAUUCCUAGCAAUACACUACACAUCCGAUACAACAAUAGCAUUCUCCUCUGUAACCCACAUUUGUCGAGACGUAAACUAUGGCUGAAUCAUCCGAUAUAUGCACGCAAACGGAGCAUCAAUAUUUUUUAUCUGCCUAUUUAUGCAUGUAGGACGAGGCUUAUAUUACGGAUCAUAUACCUUCUUAGAAACAUGAAACAUCGGAGUAAUUCUCCUAUUUACAACAAUAGCCACAGCAUUCAUAGGCUAUGUCCUACCAUGAGGACAGAUAUCAUUCUGAGGAGCAACAGUCAUCACCAACCUCCUCUCAGCAAUCCCAUAUAUUGGCACCAACUUAGUUGAAUGAAUCUGAGGGGGAUUUUCAGUAGACAAAGCCACCCUCACCCGAUUCUUCGCUUUCCACUUCAUCCUCCCAUUUAUCAUUGUAGCUCUCACCAUAAUCCACUUAAUUUUCCUCCACGAAACAGGAUCCAACAACCCCACAGGAAUUCCAUCAGACACAGACAAAAUUCCAUUUCACCCUUAUUACACCAUCAAGGACAUCCUAGGCAUCAUACUAUUAAUCCUCAUCCUCAUAUCACUAGUAUUAUUCACUCCCGACCUACUCGGAGACCCGGAUAAUUAUACUCCAGCAAAUCCACUCAAUACACCCUCCCACAUUAAGCCAGAAUGGUAUUUCCUAUUUGCAUACGCAAUCCUACGAUCAAUCCCCAAUAAACUAGGAGGAGUCCUAGCCUUAGUCCUUUCCAUCUUGAUCUUAACACUCGUACCCUUCCUCCACACAUCCAAACAACGAAGCAUAAUGUUCCGACCAAUCAGCCAAUGCAUAUUCUGACUUUUAAUAGCAGACCUAUUAACACUUACAUGAAUCGGAGGACAACCGGUUGAACACCCCUACAUCAUCAUCGGACAAUUAGCAUCCAUCAUAUAUUUCCUCAUCAUCCUGGCAAUAAUACCACUAGCCAGCACCAUCGAAAACAAUCUCCUGAAAUGAAGA
Molecule: messenger RNA, 1140 nt
Organism: Budorcas taxicolor (takin)
Lineage: Eukaryota; Metazoa; Chordata; Mammalia; Artiodactyla; Bovidae
Source: the annotation of a RefSeq genome assembly